GAUGUGAACUUUGAGGACGUGGCCAUUGCCUUCUCUGAAGAGGAGUGGGUGAUCCUGGAUGAUGCUCAGAGACUUCUGUACCAGGAUGUGAUGCUGGAAGUGUUUGCCCUUGUAUCAUCUGUAGGUUGUUGGCAUAAAAUGGAAGAUGAGGAGGCCUCUUCUGAUCAGCAAGUAUGUAGACAAGGCAAGUUACAGGUCCGGACUUCUAAGACAGCUCAAGACACCCAUAAGAACCAUCUCUGUAAGCGGUGUUUCUCUCUGUUGCAACAUAUUUUGCACCCGACUGGGUCACAUGCAGCGUACUUUGAGCAGAAAGCCUUCUGUAGCGACGCAUGUGUUGGAGAAUUCUGUUUCAGUGUAAACCCUCACCAGCAACAAAAGAAUGAAUGUGGAGAGGGGCCCUGGAAAGAAGCUAUGGACGGGACCUCUUUUGUGAGCAGGUGCAGCUUCUCCUUACCUUCGGUGCCUUCAACCAGCAGGGAGGUUGGGGAAGACUUGCAAUCCAAGUCAGAGCUUCCCCAGCACCAGGCCACUCUCAACACUGAGGAGCUACCCUGUAGCAGUGAGAUUUCACAGGAAUUUCUCCGUGGAAAAAGUCAUCACCGGUGGGAUGAAUGUGGAAACGCUGCCAGCCACAACCUGAAAGUUGUUCAGUGUGAGGGUGUGUGUUCUGGAGAACUGAUUUAUGAGUGUAACAAAUGUAGGAAAGUGUUUAUACGAAACUUGAACGUCAUUCGACAUAGAGUUCACACUGGAGAAAAGCAGUAUCAGUGUAAUGAAUGUGGGAAGUUCUUCAGAAAAAGACCUUCACUUGUUAGACACCAGAGAGUUCACACUGGAGAGAAGACAUAUGUGUGCAAACAUUGUGGGAAGUCUUUCAGUUACAACUCUAAGCUCAAAAAACACAACAGAGUUCACACAGGAGAAAAGCCGUAUAAGUGCAGUGAAUGUGGGAUAUCCUUUCGUCAGAAGACCCACCUCAUGGAACACCUCAGAGUUCACACUGGACUGAAACCAUAUGAGUGCAGACAUUGUGGGAAAUCCUUCAGCUCCAAGUCUAACCUCAAACAACACAACAGAGUUCACACAGGAGAAAAGCCAUAUAAGUGCAGUGAAUGUGGGAUGUCCUUUCGUACAAGGACUCAGCUCACUAGACACCUCAGAGUUCACACCGGAGAGAAGCCGUAUGAGUGUAGAGAAUGUGGGAUGUCCUUUCGUACAAGGGCUCAGCUCAAUGUACACCUCAGAGUUCACAGUGGGGAGAAGCCAUAUGAGUGUAGGGAAUGUGGGAAAUCCUUCCGUUACAGGUCUAACCUCAGACAACACAACAGCGUUCACACUGGAGAAAAGCCAUAUAAGUGCAGAGUAUGUGGGAUGUCCUUUCGUAGAAAGGCUCAGCUCACUGUACACUUCAGAGUUCACACUGGACUGAAACCAUAUGAGUGCAGACAUUGUGGGAAAUCCUUCAGCUCCAAGUCUAACCUCAAACAACACAACAGAGUUCACACAGGAGAAAAGCCAUAUAAGUGCAGUGAAUGUGGGAUGUCCUUUUGUACAAGGACUCAGCUCACUAGACACCUCAGAGUUCACACCGGAGAGAAGCCGUAUGAGUGUAGAGAAUGUGGGAUGUCCUUUCGUACAAGGGCUCAGCUCAAUGUACACCUCAGAGUUCACAGUGGGGAGAAGCCAUAUGAGUGUAAGGAAUGUGGGAAAUCCUUCCGUUACAGGUCUAACCUCAGACAACACAACAGCGUUCACACUGGAGAAAAGCCAUAUAAGUGAAGAGAAUAUGGGAUGUCCUUUCGUAGAAAGGCUCAGCUCACUGUACACCUCAGAGUUCACACUGGACAGAAACCAUAUGAGAGCAGACAUUGUGAGAAAUCCUUCCAUUACAGGUCUAACCUCAGACGACACAACAGCGUUCACACAGGAGAAAAUCCAUAUAAGUGCAGAGAAUGUGGGAUGUCCUUUCGUAUACGGGAUCACCUCACUGUACACCUCAGAGUUCACACUGGAGAGAAGCCACAUGAGUGUACUGAAUGUGGGAAGUCUUUUAGCCGAAAAGCCUACCUUAAUAAACAUCUGAGAGUUCACACUGGAGAGAAGUGUUAAAUGUGCAGGGAAUGUUUCCUUUUAUUCACUUAGAAUAACAACAAUGAAGGAGACUCUUUGCGACCUAUUUUCCUGAAUUUAAACCCCUUUUAAUGGAACAUACACUCUUCUAGAUUCCUCAUGUUUCCAGUACAGGUGAAGCUUAAACGAGGUGCAUUGCACUUUGUAACAUGCCCAGGUCUUCUACCUGAUUGAUUUGUGCCUGAAGAGAUUUCCCCUCUACCACCUGGCUGACCUGAAGAGUGUGUAUCAGUCCCAACCACUGCGUGCUCAGGGGAAAUGUAUUUUGUGUUGUCACUUGUGCUUGAGAACAUUAGGAACCCUCUGCUCCU
Molecule: messenger RNA, 2444 nt
Organism: Myotis lucifugus (little brown bat)
Lineage: Eukaryota; Metazoa; Chordata; Mammalia; Chiroptera; Vespertilionidae
Product: zinc finger protein 345-like
Exons: 2
Biological process (GO): regulation of transcription by RNA polymerase II
Molecular function (GO): DNA-binding transcription factor activity, RNA polymerase II-specific; RNA polymerase II cis-regulatory region sequence-specific DNA binding
Source: RefSeq, a predicted model, not a curated record